AUGGGUAUUAUCAAGAAGGUCUUCAAGACCGCCGUUCUCGGUGGCGCCGGCAGCGCAGCAGGAUUCGCAUUCUGGACCAGAAAUUGCUACGCGUACCAACGCCGAUACCUCGCGAAGAAAUACCAAAACACCACCACAACCGCUCACCAACUCUGGACGCCCACCGAACUCAAAAACUCUUCCUACGAUGUCGGGACCCAAAUAACGGACCACUUCGAAGUCGUUUCCAAAACACCAUCUAGUAUCGUCGUGCGCUGCGGCGACUCCCCUUUAAUUACUGGAGUGAGGGACUCGGAUGGGUUAUUCGAAAUGGGUGUGGAUGUGAAGAGGGAGGAGGGUGUUGCGGAAUUUAAGUUGAAAAGCGUUCUUUAUAAGGGGAGUGGAAAGGCCGAUUCGAAGCCCAUGCCGGACCAUAUUGAGUUUUUGCAUCGGCUCUAUACGAAGCUCUGGAUGGAGACUGCGAUGAGCAAUGUGGUGCGGUGA
Venustampulla echinocandica is the source of this 483-nucleotide messenger RNA. RefSeq lists its product as uncharacterized. Lineage: Eukaryota; Fungi; Ascomycota; Leotiomycetes; Helotiales; Pleuroascaceae. The record is from RefSeq and is a predicted model, not a curated record. The transcript is spliced from 2 exons. Bases 1 to 483 code for a protein of 160 amino acids.